UACUAUGCACCUUACCAGUGUUUCUUUCCUGCCAAGCAAACUCAAUUGCUGCAGAUGUGGGACAAGAUUGGUUUACCGCACGAACGCCCAAAGCAGUUAUUUGGAUCUCCUCUGACCAUCAUUGGUUUCAACAUCGACCCAAACGCAAUGUCGGCAACUCUGCCAGAGGAAAAGAAGGCUGCACUUGUCUCUCAGUUGCGUCUCUUCGCUGGAAAGGGCUAUUGUUGGUCGCUGCGUGAAUAUCAGCAGCUUGCUGGGUGGUGCGAGUGGAGCUUCAACGUGUUCCCGCGUCUCAAACCGGGCUUAUCAGCCGUGUAUGCCAAAAUUUGGGGGAAGACAGAAGCUUUUGGACACUUGCACGUUAAUACCAGCAUUAUUCGUGAACUUCUUUGGAUGGCCGACCAUAUGCACUCCUCCCAGGGUCUACUCUUCUACAAAUCCCUG
Messenger RNA from Suillus discolor, 444 nucleotides. RefSeq lists its product as uncharacterized. The annotation marks the transcript as partial. The record is from RefSeq and is a predicted model, not a curated record. The transcript has a single exon. NCBI's taxonomy places the organism in Eukaryota, Fungi, Basidiomycota, Agaricomycetes, Boletales, Suillaceae.